AUGCACGCACUUCGUUUGUUGUCGUUAAGGUCCCUUCCCCUUGAGUUCAAGAUGUCCCCUUCCGCUUCUCUUUCAGCAACUUCCCUCGUUGGGAUUGGUCAAGCUCCUUCACUUAUUGCUCGAUCCGAUCCGGAACCAAUUGGGAUAGCACCUUUUCUUCUUAAGCUGGGCUUCUUUGAUCGGGAAAUGCACGCACUUCGUUUGUUGUCGUUAAGGUCCCUUCCCCUUGAGUUCAAGAUGUCCCCUUCCGCUUCUCUUUCAGCAACUUCCCUCGUUGGGAUUGGUCAAGCUCCUUCACUUAUUGCUCGAUCCGAUCCGGAACCAAUUGGGAUAGCACCUUUUCUUCUUAAGCUGGUUUUCUUAGAUAUUCUGCAAAACCAGAGCACGUGA
Messenger RNA from Ilex paraguariensis (yerba mate), 390 nucleotides. NCBI's taxonomy places the organism in Eukaryota, Viridiplantae, Streptophyta, Magnoliopsida, Aquifoliales, Aquifoliaceae. The record is from the annotation of a GenBank genome assembly.